Mustela erminea (ermine) is the source of this 2463-nucleotide messenger RNA. RefSeq names its product zyg-11 family member B, cell cycle regulator (gene ZYG11B). Lineage: Eukaryota; Metazoa; Chordata; Mammalia; Carnivora; Mustelidae. The transcript has 14 exons. The record is from RefSeq and is a predicted model, not a curated record. Gene Ontology annotation, molecular function: protein binding. The coding region runs from base 234 to 2273 and encodes 679 amino acids. Gene Ontology annotation, cellular component: Cul2-RING ubiquitin ligase complex.
CGGGUCUCACGGGGUGGAGUCUGCGCUCCGGGUCGGGCUGCGGCUGCGGCUGCGGCGGCUGCACGUCCAGCUUCUGAGAGAAGGAGGCCGAGGCCUGGGCCAAGCCCGGAGCCGCCGCUUCCCGGAGCCUCCUGGAGCCCCCGCGCCGGCUCAGCCUGGGGGCGGGCUCAGGCCCGGCCCGCCGCCGAACCCAGGACAGAGGCUGCACGUCCGAGGACCAGGCCGGCGCAGCCAUGGAGGAGGCAUCUCCCUAUUCCUUACUUGAUAUCUGCUUGAAUUUCCUGACUACUCAUCUUGAGAAGUUCUGUUCAGCAAGACAAGAUGGAACAUUGUGUCUGCAGGAACCUGGAGUAUUCCCACAGGAGGUGGCUGAUCGACUGCUUCAGACUAUGGCUUUUCAUGGUCUACUGAAUGAUGGAACUGUAGGUAUUUUCAGGGGCAAUCAGAUGCGCUUAAAGCGUGCUUGCAUUCGCAAAGCCAAGAUCUCUGCUGUUGCUUUCCGGAAAGCCUUCUGCCAUCACAAGUUAGUGGAACUUGAUGCUACAGGUGUGAAUGCAGACAUCACGAUUACAGACAUAAUCACUGGGCUUGGCAGUAACAAAUGGAUCCAGCAAAAUCUCCAGUGCCUAGUGCUGAACUCGUUAACUCUUUCCCUCGAAGAUCCUUACGAGCGGUGCUUCAGCCGGCUUUCUGGCCUUCGAGCGUUAAGCAUCACCAAUGUUCUCUUUUACAAUGAAGACCUCGCUGAAGUUGCCUCAUUGCCAAGAUUAGAGAGCCUGGAUAUUUCUAACACCUCAAUCACAGACAUCACAGCUUUGCUGGCCUGCAAAGACCGACUCAAGUCUCUAACCAUGCACCACUUGAAGUGUUUAAAAAUGACAACUACCCAGAUACUGGAUGUUGUGCGGGAACUAAAACAUCUGAAUCAUCUUGACAUUUCAGAUGAUAAACAGUUUACAUCAGACAUAGCUCUUCGCCUACUAGAACAAAAAGACAUCCUACCCAACCUUGUCUCCCUGGAUGUUUCUGGGAGAAAGCAUGUGACAGAUAAAGCUGUUGAAGCCUUUAUACAACAACGGCCCAGCAUGCAGUUUGUAGGUUUGCUGGCCACUGAUGCAGGUUACUCUGAAUUCCUCACCGGUGAAGGACAUUUAAAGGUGUCUGGAGAAGCCAAUGAAACUCAGAUUGCAGAAGCAUUGAAGCGGUACAGCGAACGGGCAUUCUUUGUCCGGGAAGCUCUAUUUCACCUUUUUAGCCUGACUCAUGUGAUGGAAAAAACAAAGCCAGAAAUUUUAAAGCUUGUGGUUACUGGGAUGAGAAACCACCCUAUGAAUUUGCCAGUACAACUUGCAGCAAGCGCCUGUGUGUUUAACUUAACUAAGCAGGAUCUUGCUGCAGGAAUGCCUGUUCGACUCCUGGCUGAUGUGACUCAUUUGCUGCUCAAAGCCAUGGAACAUUUUCCCAAUCACCAGCAGUUACAGAAGAAUUGCCUCCUUUCACUUUGCAGUGACCGGAUCCUUCAAGAUGUUCCAUUCAACAGGUUUGAAGCAGCCAAGCUUGUCAUGCAGUGGCUGUGCAACCAUGAGGAUCAAAACAUGCAAAGAAUGGCUGUUGCUAUCAUUUCCAUCCUGGCUGCCAAGCUUUCAACAGAACAAACUGCGCAGCUUGGUGCUGAGCUCUUCAUUGUCAGGCAACUUCUGCAAAUAGUGAAGCAAAAAACCAAUCAAAAUUCAGUGGACACUACUUUGAAGUUUACUUUGAGUGCACUUUGGAACCUCACAGAUGAAUCUCCAACCACUUGCAGACAUUUUAUUGAAAACCAAGGGUUAGAACUCUUCAUGCGGGUUCUAGAGUCUUUCCCAACUGAGUCAUCCAUUCAACAGAAAGUCCUAGGACUUUUGAAUAAUAUAGCCGAAGUACAAGAAUUGCAUUCUGAAUUAAUGUGGAAGGAUUUUAUAGACCACAUCAGUAGCCUCUUACAUAGUGUUGAAGUUGAAGUCAGUUACUUCGCAGCUGGAAUCAUUGCCCAUUUAAUAUCUAGAGGUGAACAAGCUUGGACAUUGAGCCGUAGCCAGAGGAAUUCUCUUCUGGAUGAUCUGCAUUCAGCUAUUUUGAAAUGGCCAACUCCAGAGUGUGAGAUGGUGGCAUACAGGUCCUUUAAUCCAUUUUUCCCAUUACUUGGCUGUUUUACAACACCAGGAGUCCAGCUGUGGGCAGUUUGGGCCAUGCAACAUGUCUGCAGCAAGAAUCCUCAAGGUAUUGCAGCAUGCUGAUUGAGGAAGGAGGAUUGCAGCAUUUAUACAACAUCAAAGAACAUGAACAGACUGAUCCCCAUGUUCAAACAGAUCGCUGUGGCCAUUCUGGACAGCUUAGAAAAAACACAUUGUGCGCCAUGCAGACCACCUCCCUGUAAAAAGCAGCCCCAGGCUAGACUAAAUUGAUAGCCAUAGGUAGUUGGAUAAC